UAAGCCAGCCUCUCUAUCACGGCUGCCUUGGGUACUCACUCUUCAGUCGGUCCUGGCUGGUUUGGAGCGUGUUGGAAGAUGGCUCUCAACGUGCAGCAUUUCCUGCUGGCUCUGCUUCUUGGAGCUGACGUGUUCAUCCGGGCUCAUGCUCAAGAGUCCGGUGCAUCUGAGGCGUUGAGUAAGACCUGCAAAUGUGACUGUGAAGGACAAGAGUCUCCAAGCACGUUUCCCUCCUUUGGCUCUGGGUCCAUGGUGAAAGGAGUGGACUGCAUGCCAGAAUGUCCAUACAACAAGCCUCUUGGCUUUGAGGCGGGAUCCAUAGAUCCAGAGCAGAUCACCUGCUCCAACCAGGACCAGUACACCGGCUGGUUCUCCUCCUGGCUCCCAGGCAGGGCCAGACUCAACGGCCAGGGCUUCGGGUGUGCCUGGCUGUCCAAGUUUCAGGACAACAAUCAGUGGCUGCAGAUUGACCUGAAGGAGGUGGUGGUGGUGUCGGGGAUCCUCACACAGGGCCGCUGCGACGCUGAAGAGUGGAUCACAAAGUACAGUGUUCAGUACCGCACAGACGAAAAACUCAGCUGGGUCUAUUACAAGGACCAAACUGGAAACAACAAGGUGUUUUAUGGAAACUCUGACCGCUCCUCGUCUGUCCAGAACCUCCUGCGGCCACCCAUCGUGACGCGCUAUAUCCGCAUCCUCCCCCUGGGAUGGCACACGCGCAUAGCUCUGCGCAUGGAGUUGCUGAUGUGCAUGAGCAGAUGCAUGUGAACCUCUCGUCCUCCUGCCAUCUUUGUGGGCUCGUCUCAAAAGCUUGUGUUGUGUGAUUUUAUAUUCACAGAUUCUGUUCCCGAAUAGCAAGCUGACCCUAAAACAUUCAGCACGAGUCCCUUUUGCAACUUGAAUGAUUCCAUUAAAAUAGAUUUGUUUGAUAUGUACAACAAGCUUUCAUUCGCCUCAGUCUGUAUUGUCUGUGAUAAACCGGCGUCCCACCGAGGGCUUUAAUUUGGAGAGUCCUCAACCGAUUGCUCCAUUUGUAAUGAAACUGCAUAAUUUCAAAGCAAUAAUUAGAGGGUGCUGUAGCCACAGGUCUGAGACAAGCUCUUCCAAAACAUUUGUGUUGCUCCAUGAGUUGCUUACAUGGGGAUAUAACAUUAUUUCUGCCCCUCCUGAUAUGUGAUUGUAACAGUAAUUUGUAAUUUGUUCUUCUCAUUAAAGCUUGUAUGUCUUAUUCAUGUUAAAAAGCAGGCUGGUGAUAUAUUCUACAUUUCUAUACAAGUAAUAAAUCCCAUUAAAAGACUAAGAAGACUAAAGUACCCACUGAACAAGUGUUGUAUCUGCAACCAAAACCUUCUUUUUAAUAGUGUGUAUGUUUCCAUAUACUAUUUAAACACAUGCUAAUGGACCUGACUAACCGCUGCACCAAGAAACGUGUUCCUUUAUUACUUAAAAUUGUGAGCAUUGGAGCAUAUUUUGAAUCAGUAACAAGAGUAACGUCUCAGUCCUGUCAGCCAUUAACUGUACCGUCAGUGGCUCAACAUUUAGGAUUUGAUCAUGAUGUCUUUAAACAUGUCUAAACACCCUUACUGUGUACCCUUUCUUUUUUUUUUUGCUUGUGUUUUUUCAUAUUUUUUUUGUACCUAAGACACAUUUUAUAAACAUGUGAAGUUUCAGUGUAAAGGUUGAAGUAUGCUAGUGUUACGAUUUGGUGUUGUGGUAAUGCUCCAUUUCUGUUCUUUGUUACAUCUCAGACCACUUUCCUUUUAUGUACCAGGGGCAUAAGUUCUGUAUUUUGUCAAUUACCUUCACUAAAUUCAUCCAUGUAUCA
Molecule: messenger RNA, 1825 nt
Organism: Cololabis saira (Pacific saury)
Lineage: Eukaryota; Metazoa; Chordata; Actinopteri; Beloniformes; Belonidae
Gene: rs1a
Product: retinoschisin 1a
Exons: 6
Coding region: 79-768 (229 amino acids)
Source: RefSeq, a predicted model, not a curated record